GUCAAAUGUCUUUCUCAAUCACAACAAUACCAUCUUGCAACUAAAAUAAUUCACACAUCGUUUUGCCACAUUUCUUCAACCGGGUUCACCGCAAUACUAAAACACUAAAUAUUCCCUCCCAAUGGCACUGGUGAGAUCGUUGCAAAUCUUGCUGCCUAGGCUACCGGCAGUUCCAUUCUUGAGCGGAAAUCUAGCGAAUGGAAUCACCGAGGCAAUGGCUGGUGGUGCCUGGGGCCUGCUUUCCACACGAACGGUGAUUCGCAAUCAGUUCCCACGUGCACGAGAAACGAAGCGUGUCCGGGUGCACGGUUGGUGGAAACGGAUGUCGACUGCCGCCGGUCGCCGGGUGCUCAUGAGGAAAAUAUUGAAGGGCAGACACGUGCUUUCGCAUUGAUCGCACAUCGGGUGUUGGAUAGGACGGAAUUGCAAUCGUUUACAUAAAUAGAGUCUUGUUAUAAACUAAGAAAA
This is a messenger RNA of Anopheles stephensi (Asian malaria mosquito), 468 nucleotides long. RefSeq names its product 39S ribosomal protein L34, mitochondrial (gene mRpL34). Gene Ontology annotation, biological process: translation. Gene Ontology annotation, molecular function: structural constituent of ribosome. The record is from RefSeq and is a predicted model, not a curated record. The coding region runs from base 122 to 394 and encodes 90 amino acids. Lineage: Eukaryota; Metazoa; Arthropoda; Insecta; Diptera; Culicidae. The transcript is spliced from 2 exons. Gene Ontology annotation, cellular component: mitochondrial large ribosomal subunit; ribosome.